This is a messenger RNA of Colletotrichum destructivum, 1593 nucleotides long. Its product is annotated as Putative hydroxyethylthiazole kinase, aldolase-type TIM barrel, thiamine phosphate synthase/TenI. The transcript has 3 exons. The record is from RefSeq and is a predicted model, not a curated record. Gene Ontology annotation, biological process: thiamine biosynthetic process. The coding region runs from base 1 to 1593 and encodes 530 amino acids. Gene Ontology annotation, cellular component: cytoplasm. Gene Ontology annotation, molecular function: hydroxyethylthiazole kinase activity; ATP binding; magnesium ion binding. NCBI's taxonomy places the organism in Eukaryota, Fungi, Ascomycota, Sordariomycetes, Glomerellales, Glomerellaceae.
AUGCCUCAGCCUGCGGUGGACUACUCCCUCUACCUGGUCACGGACUCGACCCCCGCGAUCCUCGGCGACCGCGACCUCGCUGACGUCGUCGCCGCCGCCGUCCGGGGCGGCGUCACCGUCGUGCAGUACCGCGACAAGACGAGCGACACGGGCGCCCUCGUCGCCAACGCCCGCAGGCUGCACGCCAUCACCCGCGCCGCCGGCGUCCCGCUGCUCAUCAACGAUCGCGUCGACGUCGCCCUGGCCGUCGGCUGCGAGGGUGUGCACAUCGGCCAGGAUGACAUGGAACUCACUGCGGCGAGGAAGAUCCUCGGGCCGGACGCCAUCAUCGGCGUCACGGCCAGCACCAUCGAAGAGGCCCUCAAGGCGUGCGAGGACGGCGCCGACUACCUAGGCAUCGGCACCGUCUUUGCGACGUCCACCAAGGAAAACACAAAGCACAUCAUCGGUACCGCGGGCCUCCGCGCAAUUCUCUCUGGACUCGCCUCGGCCGGCCACCUCCCGCGCGUCAAGACCGUCUGCAUCGGCGGCAUCAAGCCCUCCAACAUCCAGCGCGUCCUUUACCAGUCCGCUCCCGAGUCACCGGCGCCCCCCCUCGAUGGCGUCGCCCUCGUCAGCGCCAUCAUCGCCGCCCCUGACCCGGAAUCAGAGUCCCGCCGCCUGCUGGAGCUCGUUAGGACCAGCCCCUCGUACCGACAAAUCGUCUCUUCGUCGUCGUCGUCAUCUGCUACCGCGGACGUCGCUGAGAUCCUCGCCCGCGUCCCCGCCGUGAUCAAGGCUGUCGCCUCCGCCUCGCCCCUCUCCCACAACAUGACCAACCUCGUCGUCCAAAACUUCGCCGCCAACGUCGCCCUCGCCGUCGGCGCGUCCCCGAUCAUGGCCAACUACGGCGAGGAGGCCCCCGACCUCGCCCGCCUUGGCGGCAGCCUCGUCGUGAACAUGGGCACCGUCACGCCCGACGGCAUCGCAAACUACCUCCAAGCACUGUCCGCCUACAACGCCGCCGGCCGCCCCGUUGUCUUCGACCCCGUCGGCGCCGGCGCCACCUCCGUCCGCAAGGCGGCCGUCAAGACCAUCCUCGCCGGCGGCUACCUGGACCUGAUCAAGGGCAACGAGGGCGAGGUCUCGACCGUCUAUGGGCAGGCGGCGCUGGAGCAGCAAAAGGGCGUCGACUCGAGCUCGACACUAUCGCACGCGCAAAAGGCGACGCUCGUUAGGGAUCUUGCUAGGAGGGAGAGGAACGUGGUGCUCCUGACGGGCGUGACGGACUAUGUGUCCGACGGUGAUCGGACGUUUGCCGUCGACAACGGCCACGAGCUGCUGGGCCAGAUCACCGGAACGGGCUGCGUACUAGGAACGACGGUGUCGGCCAUGUUGGCGGCCUGGGAGGACGACCGGCUGCUCGCUGUCUUGGCGGGUCUGUUGCAUUUCGAGAUCGCCGCCGAGCAGGCUGCCGUCAGGGGUGACGUGCAGGGCCCAGGGACGUUUGUGCCAGCUUUCAUCGAUGAGCUGGCGAGGAUACGGAGGUUGACCGUUGAAGGGGAUCUACAAUGGCUGUCAGGGGCUAAGGUGAAGGCCAUUAAUGUCGAAUGA